AGUGAAACCGGAGAACUUUGAACUACUACGAAAAGUAGGUCACGGCAACUUCAUCGUGUUUGUGUGUCAGAAGAAUCUCACGAGAGAGACCUAAAGCUGGAAAUGUCGUCUGAAGUGUACGACUGUAUCGUCAUUGGCGCAGGGAUCCAGGGGUCCUGCACUGCCUAUCAGCUGGCCAAAAACCAGCAGAAAACUCUACUGCUGGAGCAGUUUGUUCUGCCCCACUCCAGAGGGAGCUCUCAUGGCCAGACCAGGAUCAUACGGAAAGCCUAUGAGGAAUAUUUCUACAUACAGAUGAUGCAGGAAAGCUAUGAGCUCUGGGCUCAGCUUGAGGAAGAAGCAGGUGUUGAGCUGUACAGGCGCACAGGCCUACUGGUUAUGGGUCCAGAGAACAGCGAGGGUUUCUCACGCCUACAGGCCACGAUGCAAAGCCACAAGAUUCCCAGAGUGGUUUUGGAGAAGCAGGAGUUCAGCCAGCACAUUCCCAAUGUGAAUCUCACCGACGGGAACGGAGCGCUGAUAGACACCCUUGCCGGGGUGCUGUAUGCGGACAGAGCCCUCCGAGCUGUACAGAGGCUCUUUCAGUCCGGUGGGGGUGUGAUAAAGGACGGGGAGAAAGUGAUUGACAUCACGCCUGGUGCUGUGGUCAGUGUAACCACAGGCUCUGGAGUCUACAGAGGGAGAAACCUGGUGAUCACAGCUGGACCCUGGGCAAACAGACUACUGACACACACUGCACUGCAGCUGCCACUCAAGGUUGUAAAGAUUAACGUUUGCUACUGGAAGGAGAAGAUCCCAGGCACCUAUAGUGUCAGCCAACGUUUUCCAUGUUUUAUACAGAUGGAGCCGAAAGAAGGGGAAUAUGAUAUUUACGGCCUCCCGUCCAAUGAGUAUCCAGGACUAAUGAAGGUGUGUUACCACAUGGGCAGCGAGACUGAACCGGAUGAGCGAGAUAAACAGACGGAUAGAGGCGACAUCGAUAUUCUCAUGCGCUACAUCACCCGCUGUCUCCCUGGGCUGGUGCCAGUGCCCGCUGUGGUGGAGAGCUGCAUGUACACGGUCACACCAGACCACCACUUUGUCCUUGAUUCCCACCCAACCUACGGCAACAUCAUCAUCGGUGCUGGAUUCUCAGGCCACGGCUUCAAGUUCGGCCCUAUCAUAGGGAAGGUGCUCUCUCAAUUGGCCAUGGGGCAGGUUCCCUCACACGACCUCUCACCUUUCGGUAUUAAACGUUUCCAGUCCCAAGCCAGAUCUUCACUUUAAGUCCAAGACCCUACAAUGACAAAGCUGCAUUUUAUAUAUUAAUAAAACAGAAUGUUGAUGUCUGACU
Molecule: messenger RNA, 1333 nt
Organism: Rhinichthys klamathensis goyatoka
Lineage: Eukaryota; Metazoa; Chordata; Actinopteri; Cypriniformes; Leuciscidae
Gene: pipox
Product: pipecolic acid oxidase
Exons: 8
Coding region: 103-1266 (387 amino acids)
Cellular component (GO): peroxisome
Molecular function (GO): sarcosine oxidase activity; flavin adenine dinucleotide binding; L-pipecolate oxidase activity
Source: RefSeq, a predicted model, not a curated record